UGCGAACUAGAAAGAGAAGCAGCUCGUUAUUUUUCAUAUGUGUGUCCGUUUCCCGUUUCGUGUGUCGUCCAUCUUUGAAUUACUUUCGUCAUCAGCAUCAUCAUCAUCAUCAUUACCACCAACACCACUAUCGAUGUGUCGCCGUGCAAGCAACUGCCACCUUCCUCUGAUCCAUGUUAGCAUCUUUUCAUCCUUCAGCCUGCAUGCGUGUGAAGCGCAUUCGCUCGAUCGGAAUAUCCUUUCAGUUCAGUCUCCGCCUAAGGUCCGUUAAGUUGAAGUAGCCAACACUGCCGCGUGUAUUCGAGAGUCGAGUCCGGUGCUUUUCCCAAGCGCACAACGCACAUUGUGGUUAACGCGUCUGGCACUGGAUAAAGUAUCAGUGGUAAGCGAACGCAUUGGUGUAUAGUUGUGUGUUUCAAACAGUGGUGUAUAGCGAUAGUGGAUCACCGUUAGUACCCUUCGAAGCGGCGAAAGUGUUCGGUGUGUGAGGCAGGUGUGCGGAAAGCACUGGUGGUGGUGGAACGUUUCAUCGUCUCGCCGUAGACGCGGUCUAUGACCGCUAAUAGCAAAAAGAACAGACACCGGAAAAACUGAGGCUAGACAAGGCAUCACGAUGAGUUGCCCUAUGCCGGAAAUUGGUUCCUGCAUCUCGCUGAUAUCGAAAGCCGAUAUCCGCUAUGAGGGACUGCUGUUCACCGUUGACCCGGAGCGAUGCACGAUCGCCCUUGCACGAGUGAAGUCGUACGGUACUGAGGAUCGGGAAACACAGUUCCCGAUUGCACCGCAGAACCAAUGCUACGAUUAUAUCCUUUUCCGCGGGUCGGAUAUCAAGGAUAUUCGGGUGAUCAACAACAACCCGGUGCCGAACGAUCCGGCCAUCAUGCAGAUGCAUCUACCGCCGCAGCAGGGACCGCAGAUGCCGAUGCCGAACAAGCUGGGCCAACCAAGCUACCCGUCGCAGCCGGGCUUUAUGAUUCCGCAGAUGGGUGGACCACCGACUGGUGGACCGCCCGGUGGUCCGAUGGGUGGUGGUCCUCCUGUGACCGGUGGACCGAUGGGUGGACCACCUCCGCCCGGCCAUGCACCACAGAUGGGUGGUGGUGGUGGCGGCGGCGGUGCCGGCCAACCCUACAACGCUUUUGGCGGAAUGAACAAUCUCGGAGGUAGCGGAUCGCGUUCGGGAACACCGAGCAACAUGUUGUCCCGUAAGAGCCCAACGGUAGACAUUGCUGUGCAGACGAACCAGCAGCAGCAACAACAACAUCAACAUGGACAGCCGCAAUCCCAGCAGCAGCAGAUGAUGCAGCAGAACAACCGUGACGGUGGCAACAAUAAUCAACAGCGCAACAAAACCAACCAACACCGGGGAAAUCAUCAGAACAACAAUAUGCGGGAGAGACGCGAUUCUGGCAAGCAGCAGCAGCAGCAACCACACGGUAGCGACAAUCAGAUGAAAGAAAACUACAAGCCAAGACAGCAGCAACAGCACCAGCAACAACAACAAGGAGGCCAAAAUCGUAGCGGAUGGAACAACAAUCGCAACCAUCAAAACCAAAACAACGGUGGUAAUAACAUCGUACGCCGUCCGCGUGGAAAUAUUGGUCAACCGCAGCAGCAACAGGGUGGUACCGGUGGUACCGGUGGACAGCGUGCAAAAAAUUUGCUAAAGUUUGAAAAUGACUACGACUUCGAACAAGCCAAUAGCAAAUUCGAAGAGCUUAGAUCGCAGCUUUCUAAACUUAAGGUGGGCGAAGAGUUGAAACCGGAGCAGAUCACUACCGAAACAUUGGACAAGAAGGAUGAUUCAGGCAACGAAACUGGUGCUGGUGAGCAUGAACAGGAAGAGGAAGAUGUUAUCUGCUACGACAAAGCAAAGUCCUUCUUCGACACCAUUUCGUGCGAGGCAGUAGAGCGCGCGAAGGGAAAGCAACAGCGUACGGAUUGGCGCCAGGAGCGCAAGUUGAACACGGAAACAUUUGGCGUUGGAUCGACAAGGCGUGGCGGAUACAACCGACGAGGUGGAUACUUCCACCGUGGCAUCAACUACCAUCGUGGAGGGAACAACUACCGUGGCGGUAACAAUUAUCGAGGCCGCAGUGGAAAUCGUAACAACCAGUUAAACGGUGGCAAUGGUAUGUCGCAUAACCGAUCAGGUGGACAGCAGCAAAAUGCGUCUGGCAACAACUCUAAUACCGGUGGGCAGCAGCAGCCGAAUCAACUAACCUCGACUGCACCCGCUAGCCAGGAUCAGCAGCAACCAGCGGUCAUAGAAGUAGCGGCAGGCAAAUAAUGCCACGGAAAUGGGAUCACCACGGAUACUCUGUUACUUUUAGAAAGCUGACUAGAUCCAUAUAAACGAUUGAGGAGAGAGGAGAAAGAGAUGAAAAAUGUUGUCCUAAAAAUACCAGUAAAUUGAACGAGUGAAAAGCAGCGAAGAGAAAUGGAGGGCGCACCGUCGGAAACAGUGUCAAUGUGCACGUGUGUAAUUCGCUUGCCCCACGAAUAUGAGCCACUAACGGGAGUUGUAUUGUACUAUUUGUACACGUUAAAACUCCUACAACAACCCCAUAACUUUGCAUUAUAAAAGAAACAUACGGAAGAAAGAGGGAAAAUCAUUAAUAAGGUACUAAACGCAACAUAUGUGUACAGUUCAAAGCUUUGCAGUGUAACAUGAAACGACGGAUCGAGCUAUUGUGCCCCAAUUAAUGAUAUACGUUUAUGUGUACAGCAAGUCAACAGCAGCAGAAGCAUACAAAAUAUAUCCUUGCACCAGCAUGAUGGUUCUGCACCUCAUCGCCUGGCUCAAGUCAAGCCUCUAUCGCUACUGAAUGUCGAUGGGGAUAACGCUGACUACAUGAAGAUAUAGAGGUGAAACAGAAAAUUCCAAAAGUAUGCAUAAAAAGGAUUUAUAUCAACAUCGGUUGCAUACGAUUUAAUACAAGCAACAGCUAAUGGCAUAUCGGGUCGUCUUCUAUAGGAAACGAGUUUUGAACAUGAAAAGGAAAUGGAAAGCAACGAGAAGUACUAUUUAACAUCAAGACACAACCUUGCAGUAGUACACCUGCAAACUGAAGCGAAUAUUUGAACAUCUGCAAAUAGAAGCUUUUUGCGUAACGUCGAUCAAGAAUACAGGACAUUUUCCGUUGCGAUCAUACAUAUGUAUGAUGGGAUGAGAUAGUAAAAAGUGUGAUUCAACCAUUGUCUGAACGAGCAUGAGUGUCCUACACUUGUAAUGUUUUAAGAAAAUCCUCUCAUCAUCGAAGCCCGUAAUGCUGAAAAAAAAACAACGCAGCAUUAAAAGAAUGUGCUAUGUACUUCCCGAAGCUUUUUGUCGGCGAAUUGUCCAUGAGCUGAGUUACACACACAUCAACCUUCUGAUUACUGAAUUGCCUGACCUUAUAAUUGCUGCUGGAAAAUAAUCGUUUUUAAAAAAAGGAAGCGUUCUGUGCAUCGUCACUCGUAUAGAAGCUGGGCAAUUAAAUUUGCUUUCAAGCUAGAGAUCCAGCGGUGUAACACGUAUCAUCGUAAAGUAAAAUUUGUUUGCGUUAGAAAUAAUGUACAACAUGCUGCACACCAUUUUCCAUCCAUCAAACAGAUUCACAGACGAAUCGCAACAAUGGAAAGUAAUGGAGAAAUCGUUACAAAAAGAAAAAAAGUGAAACAGAAACACUAAAAACUAGCGAAACAGAAGAGGGACGUGUAACUGCAAAAGAGUUCAUAUGUUACAUCAUAUCGAAGAAAAAGUGCUCCUACCAUAAUUGUAAAAUAGCUGGAAAGAUAGCAAAACAAAAUUGUAGAGCAUUAAGCCUAGCACACUGCUAUUGGCGAAAAAGUAUAGACAAGUGACAAAAUGAAACAGGACCAAAAUCAGAAGGUUGGUUGCAAUAAGACCAUCUGCGACAGACAGACAGAUAAAAAAAACCUCUGCUUUCAGGAAGGGGAUAAGAAAAAAAGCGAAAGUGAUGCACCGGAAACGAAGUUAAGCAAACAAAACCUAAGUGCGUAGGACGGAUAAUUUGAUCCCGUCCAUCCGUCCGAGGAAAUGAAGAGGAAGAUAUAUACAAGAGCAGAAGCACUAUUCACUCCGCUUUCCAGUUGCUAUAUCCGGUUUCCUAUAAAUCCGUUUUAAUCAUUUGGAACAAAGUCGAUUUGAGAAUCAAAUCUCACGUUUAAUUUUUUUGCAAUAUAAUGAUUUCCAAUCUCUUGGUGUGUCUGGUGUAAAGUUGUAACAAAAAACUUUGCAUCACGCGUUUGCGCGCUGCUGGUUAAACUGACCGGAUGAUAGGUGUGUGCGUUAUAAUGUUGAGGGGGAUAAAUUAUCCACUGCAGUGACAACGUCACACGGGAAGGAUGAUUGAUUUGGAAUUGAAUUUCCGUUAAAUUUGUAAAAUUGAAAGAUUGAUUGCGGUGCAUCAUAUAUUAAUUAUGUUUUUUUUUCUUUUGUUUUUACUUUAAAUUUUCUAAGAUUUUCAUUUUUCAUUCUAUAUAUAUAAAUUAUAGUCGGCAUAGUUUUUUGCAUUCAUUUCAAGCACAUACACUCGCUGAAUGUGAUGUGUAAGUGUGAAUAGUUGAAGAAAGAUGUAGUUUUCACAUUAAUACUACUACUAUUACGAUUCGGUUUAAGUUCUACUUCGCACUUUCUUUGCACUCUGUCCCGGGAUAUCUGUUUACAAACAGAAAUCAAACGAUUUAUGUGAGAUGAAUACACUCGACGCGAAACAUAAAUCCCCGUUUCGCCGCACACUUGCACGCGGUCCCUCAGGACGACGGUCGAAGUCGUGUCGAAAUAUUAUCGAACGAUCAGAUCUGAGCGCUUGAAUAUGUUCUGUGUUUACAUAGAGCAUAAUGCCGCCCGCUUGUAAGAUGGCAUUGAGUAAUAAUUGCAGUACGGCAACAAAAUGUUAAAGCAAAAUGUAGAACCGUAAUCUCGCAUAAUGAUUUUGAAUCGCGGGGACAAAUGGAAGCAAAAUUGAAGAAGAUACCAAAAUGUAAGAACCGAACAGAAUGCUAUAAGAGACACACAGAGAAAGACAAGAGCGCAGGACGGUGGUGUAGAAAAUGUGAUUUGAAUGAUUUUGCAUAUAAACGUUGAGUUUUUUUACGCCUUCGUGUUUGUAUUCUUGUAAAAUCCCUUAUGUACGUAACUAUUCAGCUCGUUUUAGGGUUAUUUCUACCCAGCGCUAGGAAAUGAACCACCAGUCAAAAGUGUAACAGUUUACAAAAGUGAGCAGCAAAGCGUCGUAACGGCAUACAAGCGAGGUAGUUAUGGAAAACAAUAUCAAUUAAGUUUUGGAUUAAUUAUAUUUAAAAACGAAAAAGCGAACCCGGAGAUUAGAGAAGGAAAUAUAAAGCAAAAAAAAUGAGCAACUUGCAUACAUAAACAAACCAGAGGUUCAUUCAGUGGUGUACACUUGUCAUUGCGUUGUUGGGUAGAGAAGAGCCACUGGAUUGAGUGGCCGAAAGCGAAACAGCUACGAAAGAAUGGUGAGGUGUUAUUUUAAAAAUAAUGUACCUUUCUGCACGUCGAUGAUGGUGAUCGUUUCCCUUCCGCGCGCCCAUUUUGGCAGGAGUGAUUUUAAACAUUAAAUUAGCUGAAAGAGGUAAUAAACUGUACAAUCGCUCGAAAAUAUCGAGUUUACAGUAUUGUGCGUGAGAGGCGCUGCACUUAAGCGGGCAGAGAAGGGAAUGUCAAACUCCUUAAGUAACUCCCCACAUCUAAACGACGAAAAUAAUCAUCGAACGGCGUUCCUCCCGGUGGUGUAUGUGGAGGGAUGUGGAAAUAACAUAAAAUCGUUUGAUUUGUGAAAUGCAAAGCGUGUACGUGUGCGUGUGUGUGACUAUAUGUAUGGUUUUCGCAAACUUAAUAGAACUUCCUGUAGAGAUAAGCAUAAAGCAAACGUAAUGCAACAAAGCAACAAGAUAUGGGACGCAAAUGGUUACGAAAAUAGCCACGAGUAAAACAAAAUCUCUAACACAGGUAACAUUAUUAAAAACCUGAAAAAUUAAAGGAAAUUAAAAAUAUGUAGCAACAAUUUUGCGAGGAGACAAACCGACAGAGAGAGAGAGAGAGAAAAACGAAGCGGGAAAGAUAGUUGACAAAAAGAGGAAAGCACCGAAAAGGGCGCCUGCUAGAGCUGACGUUAACACAAAGCAAAGAACUUAUCACAGUAGUACAGUCACAAAGUAAGACAACAAACAAAACAAAUAGUAGCAAAACUAACGCAGAAGAAGUAUAUUCAUAACAUUUCAAAAAAAAACGAGAGAAACCAGCAUUAGACAGAUGUACUUGAAAAAGAUGUCUAGUGAUAGGGUUUGUACAGAUGAUAAGUCAAGCGCGCUUCAUACGUAAGAGGUGCUUUUAGGUCACUUGUUUGGUACAAGCGUUGUCGCACUGGGAUUGAUGGGUGUAUUAUUGCCCUUUGGAAAUGAUUUAUUUUGUUAUCGGCAUUAACGUUUGUGAUGUUUAUGUUAUCAAAUACAAAAUAGCGCGAUCAUUUAAUCCAGUUUGAAUACCGGUUUAUCAUGAAAUGAGCCAAAUGCUGAGGUUUCGAACAGAUCCCAAAACUGGAAGUAAAACGGAUCGCCCAGCGUCCAUAAUAACUUGAAUGAUGACCUAUCGUCUGUACAAAGCCACGUUAAAGAAGAAUCAAUUUGACAGUGUAGUGGAAAGAUAUCGUUCGAAUCGAAUCAAAGUCCGUAUGAAUUGUAAUAUUAGAUUGAUUCCAUGAAUGGUGGGAAGAAUAAAAGGGUAAAGAAUCCUUUAUCCUAACGCAUAUGCAGCACCAACUCGAGGGGGUCAGCAUGCCUAGCGCAGUUGGCGGGACUACGCUUUCCAAUACAGGAUUAAACGGUUCGGUAAACGAGUGCACCUUGAAACAAGUUAUCGUUAAGAAACUAGACAGACCAACAUUUGCUAAUGGUUGUAGAAUCACUAAAGAAAAGGUUAAAAAAAUGAAAGCCUCGCGGUAAAGGAUAUAUUGGGUGAAUGGGUUGAAUAACGUGAGGAAAGGGUAGAACAGAUUGAAAUAAAAGCAACACUGUUUCUAUUUUAACAACACUGUAAACGCACCUACUUGAACAUCAGACACAGAGAACUAGUGCAUAUGCAUGACAGUAAUAACGAAAAAAAAAAAAACAAAAUCGCCAACGUGUCCGAAAAUUCAAACUCAUUGCCACUCAUGUUGCAAUGUGUAAAGCACGGAAACCACGCGUAAUACGUUUGAUGGCAAACUAUAAAAGUACUUUCUUCUGUCUGGUCGAAAUGCUUCGAGUAGCCAAAGGUGCGUAAAACAGUAAUUAGCAUGAAUGGUGUAUUGAAAACAAAUCACAACAUAUAUGUGAAUAACAUUAUAUAUAUAUAUACAUGUAAUUAUGAACAGAAUUUGCUAAUUUGCAGAAAUGGGGAGAGUGAAGGUAGAGUGAAAUGCGAGCAAAAAAUACAAUGCAAGUUUAUACCCCUAAAACAAAAUUAAACAAAAGUGGUAGAGAAAGAAUGCAAAAAGCGAUAAAGUAGAAGAUAAAUAAAGGAACUAAUGCCAGCCGUAAAAAAGGGGGAAAUAAUAAACCGAAGCUAGCAAAGCAACUUGUAAUAAUCUCGUGCAAAAAAAAAUCGAUUUGGAUUUUGCAUGCAAAUCUCCAAGUCUUAGUUGUUCGGUGUUACAUGAUUUGUAAAAAAAAAGGAUAGCGGCCGCACUGCAGUGAUAUAGGGGAAAACUCCAUACAUACGUCAUCCAUCCUUCUCGGUUUCCUGUAAAUUUCUUGUGCAUGUACGCAUUUUUGUUAUGCUUUACUUUCGAGUUUUGUUGUUCAUUCUGCGACAUUUGCUUGAUUUUGUCUCGGUCAACAGGACG
Molecule: messenger RNA, 7850 nt
Organism: Anopheles funestus (African malaria mosquito)
Lineage: Eukaryota; Metazoa; Arthropoda; Insecta; Diptera; Culicidae
Gene: tral
Product: protein LSM14 homolog
Exons: 9
Coding region: 614-2290 (558 amino acids)
Biological process (GO): P-body assembly; cytoplasmic stress granule assembly
Cellular component (GO): P-body
Molecular function (GO): mRNA binding
Source: RefSeq, a predicted model, not a curated record